GCCUCGCUGACCGCCGUCCACGCCAUGCCCAGCCGGACGCGCCCCAAGAUGGACGGGAGCGGCGGCCGCGUCCGCCUCAAGGCGCACUACGGCGGGGACCUGUUCAUCAGCAGCGUGGACCCAGCCACCACCUUCCAGGAGCUGUGUGCGGAAGUGCGUGGCCUGUGCAGGCUCAGCGGCAGCCACCCGCUCACCCUCAAGUGGGUGGACAGCGAAGGCGACCCCUGUACCGUGUCCUCACAGAUGGAGCUGGAGGAGGCCUUCCGCCUGGCCUGUCAGCGCAGGGCAGUGCUCGUCUUCCACGUCUUCCCGAGCGUCCCUGCACAGCCCGGCCUGCCCUGCCCCGGCGAGGACAGUGAGUACCACAGCCCCUGGACCGGGCCUCCAAGGCUGGUGUCCACUCUGAUACCCUCACCUUGUCUGCUCACGCCCAGCUCGGCGCUGUGGGCUGAACCUGGACUGGACUCGGCGCUGUGA
Molecule: messenger RNA, 477 nt
Organism: Sorex fumeus (smoky shrew)
Lineage: Eukaryota; Metazoa; Chordata; Mammalia; Eulipotyphla; Soricidae
Product: protein kinase C zeta type-like
Exons: 5
Coding region: 25-477 (150 amino acids)
Molecular function (GO): protein binding
Source: RefSeq, a predicted model, not a curated record